Cladophialophora psammophila CBS 110553 is the source of this 1809-nucleotide messenger RNA. RefSeq lists its product as uncharacterized. Lineage: Eukaryota; Fungi; Ascomycota; Eurotiomycetes; Chaetothyriales; Herpotrichiellaceae. Gene Ontology annotation, biological process: secondary metabolic process. The record is from RefSeq and is a predicted model, not a curated record. The transcript has 5 exons. Gene Ontology annotation, molecular function: CoA-ligase activity. The coding region runs from base 1 to 1809 and encodes 602 amino acids.
AUGCCGCUCCUUGCUCAGAGGAAGUUGGCGGUCCCGACUCAAGAUCUCCUGUCAUGGAUUUUCGACCGGCCAGACUAUGAUCCAGACAAGCCCAUAUACAUCGACACUUCAAACCCAUCACGGACACUGUGCCUCAACCAGGGACGUUCCAUGGUUCGCAAGCUCGCAGCUGGUUUCCGGGCAGCAGGACUGAAGAAGGGUGAAUGUGUCUGCGUCCACUCUUUCAACGAUAUUUAUUAUUCGGUCCUUUUCCUAGAGAUACUCGCCGCUGGGGCCAUUUUUGUGGGAACGAAUCCCUCCUAUACACCCUUCGAGCUGAAACACCAUCUCAUGACUGCCGGUGCAAAGUUCGUCAUCACUGAGCCCGAAUUGUUGGAUGCAAUCAAGGCUGUGUCGGGAGACUGCGGUAUUUCCGACUCCAAUGUCCGCAUAUUCAACGUCAAAGGCCAAGAGGUGCCAAAGGGAUUUCAGACAUGGUCCGAACUUCUGCAUCACGGAGAGCGAGACUGGGAUCGAUUCGACAAUGAAGAGAUCUGCGGCGCAACACCGGCCGCAUUUUUGUUCAGUUCAGGAACCACAGGACUUCCAAAGGCAGCGGUGAUAUCCCAUCAUAACCUGAUAGCCCAACAUACUCUGGCAAUUGUACCCGAUACGGCACCUUGGGAGGUCCGACGUCUUUUGUACAUGCCCAUGUUCCACGCAGCCAUCGUACCUGUUGGUCACACCACCCCUUUCAAAGCGGGCCACAAGACCUACGUGAUGCGACGUUUCGAGAUGCAGGAGUUCCUGCAGUCAAUACAGGCAUUUAAAAUAACCGACCUCUCCAUCAGUCCACCGGUUGUGGUCAUGGCUUUGGCCAGUCCACUGCUAAAUCGGUAUGACCUUACUUCGGUUAAAUGGUGCAGGUCCGGAUCUGCGCCAUUGGGCAAGGUGCAUCAGCGCGAAUUUGAAAAGCAUCUGGCCCCGGAUGGCGUCUUCAAUCAAGUCUGGGGGAUGACGGAGACAACCUGUGUGGCUUCCCGGUUUUGGUAUCCGGAAAAUGACUCGACAGGUAGCAUUGGACGAUUCAUCCCGAAUUUAGACGCCAAAAUCGUGGAUGAACAAGACAACGACAUCACGGCUGUCGGGGCAAAGGGUGAGCUUUUAGUUAGAGGUCCUACCAUCAUAAGAGGCUACUAUAAAAAUCCCGCUGCCAACAGAGAGGCCUUUGACGAAGAGGGACAUUUCAGGACAGGCGACAUUGUGUCUUGCGGAAGGAUGCUAGACGACAACACCACAAUUCAAGCAGAUGGUCGAAGUGUUGACGAAACUAUAAACGAGACCGCAGCCACAGCGAAGUGGUACAUCCUCGAUCGAAAGAAAGAACUCAUUAAGGUGAGGGGAUUCCAGGUUUCCCCUGCGGAGUUGGAAAAGGUCCUCCUACAGCACCCGGCCAUUGUGGACGCGGCGGUCAUUGGUGUCAAGGUGUACCAUGAUGCCACCACCUCUUCUCCAUCUUCCGGCAGUCUCGUUGACAGUGGGAAGGACGGCGAACACCCUCGCGCCUAUGUGGUGUUAGGACAAGGCAGGUCUACAACUGAAGAGGACGUGAAAGCGUGGUGUGGCCAACACCUGACUAAGUACAAGGCUUUGACUGGGGGUGUGAGAUUCAUCGACGCUCUACCAAGGAAUGCGGGCGGCAAACUCUUGAAAGGUGUCUUGCGAGAAGAGGCUGCCAAAGACGUUGGAUUUGGAGGACCACCAAUGCAAGAUAUAAAGAGUCUCGACAGCAUGGAUGAAGUCAGCUCUACCUUCAGGGCCAAACUGUGA